GUGCUCCCCCUGUUUGGGAGGAUGGUGUGAUGAACAGUAUUUUUGCUCUCUUUGCCAGCCCACAACGAAACACAGCUCAGCGUGGCAGGAACUGCGACCGGUCACUUGGCCGCAAGUCACAGAGCAGAGACACCGAUGAGUCCCAGAUGCUGGACUGUGAUCGAAUUCUGCACGGGGUAAAGGGUGGAAGGAUUUUCUGCAGCGAAUCCUCACAACCAGUCUGUGGCACUGAUGGGAAAACAUACAAAAAUGAAUGUGACUUGUGUUCAGCUGCCAUGAGAGCUUCAAACUUCAUCACGUUAAACUAUCAAGGCGAGUGCCGAGAGCCUGCCCCUGAAGUGGAGUAGUGGAGUUCAGACUGCCAGCAAACACCAGGGAUCAGCUGUGACCAAAGAGCAAGUAAAGGAAGAGUCGAUGUUGAGCAUCAGGGGAGCUGCCAAGUCCCCAGGACUGCCAGAGCUGCCUUCAACCCCUUCUGCAGCAAACGGGGCCCGUCCUUGCUCAGGUGGAGGGCGAAAGGCUGUGGGACUCCGUGGUGUCUUCCCAGGUCUGCCCUGUGCAUGUCGUUGCAGUCUCUGCCGCCUCGCUGUGUCUUAACGUGCUUCUACAAUAAAGAUAACUCAUCAGCUUCAUGUCACUUUUCUUCACUAAGCCUUAUGAGAGGGACACACGAGUCCCCACUCCGGCUUUACACCACGUGCUCCUUAGGCAAUAAGCACCCUGAGGUGCUCCAGCUGCUGUAAAUACCUGGCGAAGAUGUUGGACCCAAGGAGGAAGAGCGUGGUCAAGGGUUUUGUGAGGAGGGACCAGGGGUCAGGUUCCUUCUGACUCAUUAUGGGGUCUUGAGUCAAUCACUUCACUGCCCUAUCAGCCCUUUUCUCCUGCCUGUA
Neopelma chrysocephalum (saffron-crested tyrant-manakin) is the source of this 890-nucleotide messenger RNA. RefSeq names its product serine protease inhibitor Kazal-type 9-like. Bases 30 to 347 code for a protein of 105 amino acids. The record is from RefSeq and is a predicted model, not a curated record. NCBI's taxonomy places the organism in Eukaryota, Metazoa, Chordata, Aves, Passeriformes, Pipridae. The transcript is spliced from 5 exons. Gene Ontology annotation, molecular function: protein binding.